Messenger RNA from Papaver somniferum (opium poppy), 742 nucleotides. RefSeq lists its product as uncharacterized. Lineage: Eukaryota; Viridiplantae; Streptophyta; Magnoliopsida; Ranunculales; Papaveraceae. The record is from RefSeq and is a predicted model, not a curated record. The coding region runs from base 66 to 560 and encodes 164 amino acids. The transcript has 2 exons.
UGAAUCCAGAAAAUCCUAAAAAUGCCAAAAAACCAUGCGUACAGAGAGGUAGAAGAGGAUCGUGUAUGCUGAUGGUGGAUUCUUCAUCUUGUUCCACCAUGAAAGAAGAUGAUUCACCAACUUUACCAGAAGGAGAACAUCAAGGUCACGGCCGCUAUUAUCGUGUCGGUCCUUCUAGUAAAUGUCUUGGGAUGUCUGAAGAUUAUGUUUGUUAUGGACAAAUUUCGGAGAACAAGUUGACAACUUGGGUACUUAUGGAGGAUGAUGACUCUAUUGAAGAAUCUGUUUGGAGCUUAAGGCAUGAGACUGAAUUACCGAAUUUUAAUUCCAGAAAGAUUUCCCUAAUGGCUUUCAGUCCUAUGGAUCGUGAUGUUGUCAUCUUGGAUUGUGGUAUGCAACUUUUGUCUUUGGACGUCACGACGGUAAAAUCAGAAUUUCUACAACGCCUAUGUGUUCCUCCUAGCAAUAAGUCUUUUCAGACUCAACAUGGAAACUCACCGUUUAUAGUAAAACCAACACUGACAACCAUCUCCAACACGAGAAGAUUAAACUCAGUUUGAAAGGUAUAAGACAGUCUUCAUAAUCCGUAGUUUGAUUCGUUUGAUUCUAUAUUGCAUUGUCGAAGAUGAAUAUUACUCUUGAUCACUACAAUGCACAGUUUGUGAAGACCAAUUAAUCAACAGAAGGAGUUCUUUUCUUGUGUCUCUUUUCUAGUUUGUAAGUGCAUUCUUUGUUUCUCUUU